AUGAAUGUUCCCGUAAAGCUUAGCGGCCGAUGUUACUGGGGAAAGCCAAGUGGGUUUGCAGGCUCACUUGUGUAUAUGCCCUUGACGGGAAGUGAGGACAGCACAAACCACUGCGGUACCCCGCUAACUUUUCUCGGCAAUAGUUACUAUGAACGGCGCUUUGGAAGGAAGUUACCUGCAUCGUGUGUUGCCUCACUUCCGCCUCUCUACCCUGGUGAUGUUGUUGUAAAGAGUACUUCCGCCACGCCAGCCUCUUUUCGUUCGCGUCGUCUUGUUGAUGUGACUGGAAUACAGACAAGUUUUUUUGACGCCUCGGAGCGGAAUCGCAGCGCUCACCGCAGAGUUGAUGACGUGAUUCAGUCCAUGCAUCUGUACGAUGGCCACGAGGUGCCGGAAUUGCACCGUGGAAGCGCUGCCGUGGGGAAGGUGAUGGUGUUCUGUGCGUACCCAACGGGUACUACAGCCCGGUCUCCUUUAACUCCCUCUUCAUUAGUUAUACUUGAAAACGCAGCAGCGUCGCUUCUAAAUCGGCGCUCCUCACUGUACCACAGUGAUUCAGAUGGAGUUCAGCUCGUGCGUGUCAUAGCGGAGAGCUGUCGUGCGGCUGCAGCCCAAGGACUCUAUCUUCGACCUGUAGUACACGACGGUUGUGUGCUUGCAGUGCGUUUGCACCGUUAA
Messenger RNA from Trypanosoma brucei brucei TREU927, 678 nucleotides. RefSeq lists its product as hypothetical. The record is from RefSeq and is a predicted model, not a curated record. NCBI's taxonomy places the organism in Eukaryota, Euglenozoa, Kinetoplastea, Trypanosomatida, Trypanosomatidae. The transcript has a single exon. Bases 1 to 678 code for a protein of 225 amino acids.